CUUCCCAGCUAUAAUUUUUUAUGUCCUAACAAAUCAGAAUUCAGAAGCAAGAAUCGUUGAACUGUAAACCAGAAGAAGAUCCGCUUUGUACAUUUCUAUGAUCUACUGAACUGUUCAUUCUUGACUCUUGCCUUGCACGUAUAAUCUCUCUUUUCCUUUUGUCUGAUUCCUUGUCUUUCCUUAUAAUAUAUGCCAUACACUGAGCAGGUUUGUUGCUUGGAGUAGUUCAGUUGAUUACAGACCAUGAUUACCAUGUUCCAGUACCCUCAUAAACUAAGCACUUUCUUGAAUAAUGUUGGAGACUUUCUUGGAUAUCCAACACUAGUCUUCAUGUUUAUAGCAACAUGGCUCGCCUGGAUACUUUUCAACAUAGCAAGGGGUCAAAAACCACUGCCACCAGGUCCAUGGGGUUUGCCUGUGGUAGGAAACCUUCCAUUUCUUGAUCCUGAACUCCACUCAUACUUUUCUAACCUGGCUAAAACCUAUGGUCCUAUCUUCAAACUCAGGCUUGGUGGGAAGGUCAGUGUUGUGAUUGCUUCACCAGGCAUGGCACGCGAGGUGCUCAAAGACCAGGAUGUAACCUUUGCCAACCGGGAUGUCCCUGUGGUAGUGACAGCAAUGGAAUAUGGUGGCCGGGACAUAGUUUUUACGCCAUAUGGCGCUGAGUGGAGAAUGCUGAGAAAGGUUUGUGUUCGCGACAUGCUUGGCCAUGCCAAUCUUGAUGCUGUCUAUUCUUACCGAAGACAAGAAAUCCAUAACACUAUAAAGUACCUUUAUAGUCGAAAAGACUCUCCUGUUAACCUGGGUGAAGUGAUGUUCUUGAAUGUUCUCAACGUAAUUACAAAUAUGUUAUGGGGCGGUACUAUUCAGGGAAAAGAAAGGACUAACAUUGGAGCCGAAUUCAGGCAAGUGGUUGCAGAGGUUACUAAGCUUCUAGGGAAGCCUAAUGUAUCAGAUUUCUUUCCAUGGUUGGCCUGGUUGGAUUUGCAGGGUGCAAAGAAACAGAUGAAAGUAGUCACCUCCAAACUUGAGAACAUAUUUGACAAGAUAAUUGACCAGCGGACACGAAUUGAUGGACAGGAAGGGAUUGGUAGCGGCAAUGGUAACACAGAGAGCAAAGACUUUUUGCAGGUUUUAUUGCGGCUGAAAGAUGCUGGUGAUGCCAAAACACCUCUAACCAUGGACCAUGUCAAGGCAUUACUCAUGGAUAUGGUAGUUGGGGGGACCGAAACAGCCUCGAGUACGGUUGAGUUUGCCAUGGCAGAGAUGAUGAAUAAACCUGAAAUCAUGAAGAAAGUACAGACAGAAUUGGAGAAUGUAGUUGGAAAAAAUGCAAUAGUAGAAGAAUUUCACAUUCAGAAACUGCCUUACCUCUAUGCAGUGAUGAAAGAAGUCCUGCGCCUGCACCCGGUUCUUCCCCUUAUGGUGAAUCACAGCCCCAGUGUAUCAAGUGUUGUUGCCAAUUACAGAAUUCCAAAGGGUGCUCAGGUUUUUGUUAACGUGUGGGCAAUUCAUAGGGAUCCCUCCAUUUGGCAGAGUCCAUUGGAGUUUCUUCCAGAAAGAUUCUUGAAUGGCAAGGGAGAUUAUAGUGGAAAUGAUUUUAACUAUUUACCAUUUGGCUCCGGCAGAAGAAUCUGCGCAGGAAUGGCAAUGGCAGAGAAGAUGGUUUUGUUCUCCCUUGCUUCACUUCUGCAUUCCUUCAACUGGACAUUGCCUGCAGGAGAGAAACUUGAAAUUUCUGAAAAGUUCGGAAUUGUUUUGAAGAAGAAGACACCCUUGAUCGCCAUUCCUACGCCACGGUUGACUGAUCCAGCGUGUUAUGAGUAGACAUAGAAGCAUAGGAUGGUGCAUUUGUUUGUGUAUCAACAACCAUAGCUGAGAGUACAAAUUGUGGAAUUUCUCCAAGAAGCAA
Coffea eugenioides is the source of this 1912-nucleotide messenger RNA. Its product is annotated as geraniol 8-hydroxylase-like. The transcript is spliced from 2 exons. The coding region runs from base 244 to 1827 and encodes 527 amino acids. NCBI's taxonomy places the organism in Eukaryota, Viridiplantae, Streptophyta, Magnoliopsida, Gentianales, Rubiaceae. Gene Ontology annotation, molecular function: iron ion binding; monooxygenase activity; heme binding. The record is from RefSeq and is a predicted model, not a curated record.